CGCUAGAGAGCGUACGUUGUUCACCAUUUGGUCCAGAUUUUAACAAGGUUAUGGUUUUCCGCAGUUUUCUACGGUCGUCUGUGAUUUCUUGAAACUAUUGCUUUAGCUCACGUCUAUAAACAAAGUUUGAUAAAUAUAAGUGUAAAUAAAGUUCCGAACACUUUGUGAUAAGUGUGAACGUUGUACUUAAAAACAUUGAAAACAAGAUAAAAUUUCAAUAAACGAUACAGACUUUUUGUUUGAGAAGAACCGAAGUCCAAUAUGUUAUUAUUUAUUAAUUAAUAAUAAAUAGUAAAUGAUAAAAGAUACACAAAUCAAUUGCUAGCUAGUAAAUCGGCAUCAUGGCAGAUCGUUUGACACAGUUACAAGAUACCAUAAAUCAGCAAGCCGAACAUUUUUGCAACAGCGUCGGUAUUCUACAACAAUAUUCUACACCUAGUAAAUUCCCUGGAUUUGAUCGUAUUGGAACUCCACAGCCCCAUCAGUCUCAAGAAGAUUAUGCUGCUUUAUUUGCAAAUCUAAUUGCAAGGUGUGCAAAGGACAUAGAUACAUUAAUAGAAAGUUUACCAAGUGAGGAGUCAUCUCAGGAACUUCAGGUAGCCAGUCUUAGUCGACUGGAACAAGAGAAUCAACAGGCUGGUGAACAAUUAGAGGAAGUAGUAAGACAAGGAGAAGCUUUACUUCAGAGAAUACAAGCUGCCCUACAGGAUAUCGCACAAAGUCAAUUAGAUAUGCAAAAUCCCACAUCAACGACUGUGAUUAAUAUGAAUCUUAACAGCAAUCCUGUUACCAUAAAACAAGAAAGUAUCAGUUCUAUAAAUACUGUGCCUUCGAAUAACACACAUCAGUUAUCAGAUCCUUCGCCUAAUUCAAUAAAUCAAUGACAUAUUUAUGAUUUAUUAUAAUUGAUAGGGGUUUACAGAAAAAUGUUCUUGUAAUCUGUAAAAUUGAACCAGUGUGUGUGUGUAUGAAUUUCUCAUUUCAAAAACAAUAAUGAUUUCAUUACUGUUUUGUUACAAGAAAAUAUUGAUUGAGACAAUAAAUAGGAUGAUAAUUUGUGA
This is a messenger RNA of Linepithema humile (Argentine ant), 1061 nucleotides long. RefSeq names its product mediator complex subunit 21 (gene MED21). Gene Ontology annotation, cellular component: mediator complex. NCBI's taxonomy places the organism in Eukaryota, Metazoa, Arthropoda, Insecta, Hymenoptera, Formicidae. Gene Ontology annotation, biological process: regulation of transcription by RNA polymerase II. Gene Ontology annotation, molecular function: transcription coregulator activity. The record is from RefSeq and is a predicted model, not a curated record.